GCUUGAUCUUCGUUGUCAUCAACAGGCCAACCAAGCGGCCCUGCCUUUCUUCCACGAGCAAUCGAAGUCAUGACAUCGACGUCAUCAUCUCUCUCUUCCACGGCGGUGGCAAGUGACAGCUCGAGAGUUCAAGAAGAGGCCCGAGCUGCGGUUCUUGCGUCUCUGGAGUCCGCGGGAUCGAACUAUGACACUCAAUUUCAACGCCGCGCGAAGGACAUCCAUGCGAACGCCAGCAAUAUCGCGAAACAAGAAGCCGAGGUGAAGAAACAGGCUGCUACGCUUGCCAAAGAAAGUGCGAAGUGGCAGAAGGAACUCGAUCAGGCUACGAAAGGAGUGAAAGAAUUUGGGGACGUCCAGAACUGGGCAGAGAUGAUGGAACGGGACCUGCUUGUCUUGGAAGAGACAUUACGACUGGCCGAAGGUGGCGAUAGCAUCGAAAGUGCCAGCGGUGGGAGUUCGUGGACCAUGCAUUAAAUCGUUGCAGCAGCGCGAUCUCGGGAAUUGUCGAUGCGAAAGAUGUCCCGUUUUGAAAGUCCGGCGGGUGUUCGUAUGCUGAAUGUCAAGACCAGGUCAGGACUGGACCCAAUUGAUCAUCUCCGAGCAAGCGAAAGGUGGCUAGAGAGGUCAUUUGACCGAUAGCAGCUACGAAAUUCUGCAUCAUCAAUGGACGGAACACAGCUAGCCUUGCCAGUGCCAAAAGCCGUAAAAUCAUGCCGUGAGCAUAGCUUGCGAUGCUUUGCCUCAAUCUAGAUUCACCAUAGCAAGUUUGUAGGCCUUGAGCGUCG
Molecule: messenger RNA, 785 nt
Organism: Pseudocercospora fijiensis CIRAD86
Lineage: Eukaryota; Fungi; Ascomycota; Dothideomycetes; Mycosphaerellales; Mycosphaerellaceae
Exons: 1
Coding region: 70-474 (134 amino acids)
Biological process (GO): endosomal transport
Cellular component (GO): BLOC-1 complex
Source: RefSeq, a predicted model, not a curated record